This is a messenger RNA of Elgaria multicarinata webbii, 2050 nucleotides long. It is a transcript of the gene PIPOX, whose product is annotated as pipecolic acid and sarcosine oxidase. The coding region runs from base 110 to 1306 and encodes 398 amino acids. Gene Ontology annotation, cellular component: peroxisome. The record is from RefSeq and is a predicted model, not a curated record. Gene Ontology annotation, molecular function: sarcosine oxidase activity; flavin adenine dinucleotide binding; L-pipecolate oxidase activity. Lineage: Eukaryota; Metazoa; Chordata; Lepidosauria; Squamata; Anguidae. The transcript has 8 exons.
UAGAAAGGAGAGUCAAAGUCCAAGACGAACCACUCCUGGCAAAUGUGAGAGUCCAAAGGGCGGAUUCUGACUCCUUUCCCAACUCUGCUGCAGAGAAGCAGGAUCAGCCAUGGCGGGCAAAGAGAAAAGUGACCCCAGCCAGCUCUACGAUGCCAUCGUGGUGGGAGCUGGAAUCCAGGGCUCCUUCGCCGCCUACCACCUGGCCAAGCGGCAGCGGAGGACACUUCUACUGGAGCAGUUCCCUCUGCCCCACAGCCGAGGCAGUUCCCACGGCCACAGCCGCAUCAUCCGCAGCGCCUACCCACAGGACUAUUACACGGCCAUGGUGGCAGAGGCCUACCUUCUCUGGGCAGAGCUGGAGGCGGAGUCCGAAGCCAAACUCUACAGGCCAACGCCGUUGCUGGUUCUGGCCCAGCAGGAGAACCCAGAGUUCCAAGACUUCUGGAAGUCCAUGGAGCAGAACAGAGUCCCAAGAGAAGUCUUCACCCCUGAAGAUUUGGGCCGACGAUUUCCAGGGAUCCGCCUGUGCGGCGGGGAGAUGGCGGUGUCCGACUUGACCGCAGGGGUCUUGAAUGCCGACAAGGCAUUGAAAGCCGUCCAGGACCAAUUCCAAAGCCGCGGAGGGACCAUGCGUGAUGGCGAGAAAGUCCUCCGCAUCGUUCCCGGGGCUGUGGUCACGGUGACAACCAGCCAAGGGGAGUACCGGGCUCGACACCUAGUGGUCACAGCGGGAGCCUGGGCCAGCCGUCUCCUGGCCCCUCUGGGUCUGCCACUGCCUCUCCAGCCCCUGCGGAUCAGUGUCUGCUACUGGAGGGCCAAAGACCCCGGCGACCAUGGCCGGCUGGGCCAGCUCCCUCUGUUUCUUGGCAUCAACCUCAAUGGGGAGAAGCACCACGUUUACGGGUUUCCAGCCAGCGAAUACCCUGGGCUGGUCAAGAUCUGCUAUCACUACGGCUCUCCAGUGGAUCCCGACAAGCCUGACCAGAUGGACAGGGCCUCUCCCCAGGUCCCCGACAUACAGAUCUUGCGGGAUUUUGUAAGCCAGUACCUGCCUGGGCUGCAUCCUGAGCCGGCCUUGCAGGAACGCUGCUUAUACACGAACACCCCAGACGAGGACUUUGUGUUAGACCGGCACCCGCGUUUUAGUAAUGUCAUAAUUGGAGCCGGGUUUUCGGGACACGGGUUCAAAUUUGCGCCCGUCAUUGGCAAGAUCCUUUGCGAGCUGAGCCUGGGCGAAGAGCCUGCUUACAACCUGUCACCGUUUCAGAUCAGCCGCUUCCCGGCUGUGCCGAAAGCACCCUUGUAAACGUAGGGUGACCCUAUGGAAAGGAGGACAGGGCUCCUGUAUCUUUAAGAGUUGCAUUGAAAAGGGCAUUUCAGCAGGUGUCCUUUGUAUAUAUGGGGAACCUGGUGAAAUUCCCUCUUCAUCACAGCAGUUAAAGCUGCAGGAGCUAUACUAGAGUGACCAGAUACAAAAGAGGGCAGGGCACCUACAGCUUUAACUGGUGUGACGAAGAGAGAAUUUCACCAAGUUCUCCCUAUAUACAAAGGACACCUGCUGAAAUUCCCUUUUCAAUGCAACUCUUAAAGAUACAGGAGCCCUGUCCUCCUUUCCGUUCCUAUAAAAUGACCAAUGGCCGUGGGAUGGGACUAGGACCAUGAACGAGGCAAACAUCCUUCCAUGCUCUCUCUCUCUGAACUGGCUCUACGGCUUCAGCCACCUACGACCUGCUCUUCACUCCGGCCGACUACCUUCUUUAGGGACUGAAUGGACCCCAUGGGGCUGAUGAUUGAGAGAAGAGGGUCACAAACUCAGAGAGGGAACCCAGGGGUCAUCUAGCCCAACCUAGUAUCAGACAACAAGUCCCAUCACCCUUCCUGAAACUCUGGAGGGCUUCCAGAUUUAGUUUUGAAGCACAACAGCCUUAAAGCCAUUCACAAAAUGUUAUGGGGUGGGGCAUCUUCCCUGCAACCUCAACGUCUCCGUCCCGUUACUGCUGCUCGAAGUAACACAAUAAACUCUCUCAAAGCCGUUUAACUUUGAAUUCAU